Messenger RNA from Aspergillus steynii IBT 23096, 1080 nucleotides. RefSeq names its product putative monosaccharide-P-dolichol utilization protein. The transcript has 2 exons. The coding region runs from base 99 to 1022 and encodes 307 amino acids. NCBI's taxonomy places the organism in Eukaryota, Fungi, Ascomycota, Eurotiomycetes, Eurotiales, Aspergillaceae. The record is from RefSeq and is a predicted model, not a curated record.
AUUUCUUUCGUCCCCAACACUCGACGAUCGCUGUCAUCGCUGCUCGCUGCUCCGCCAUCCUUUGACCUCAUCGCCCACAGGGCUCCUCUUCAGCCGCCAUGGAACCUCUUCAGAAAACCCUCAUCGACCCUCUCCAGCCCUACCUCCGUCCGGUCGUCUCGUCCCUGCCGGAACCCGUUCAUGAUGCUAUCAAAACCUUGAUUGGAAACACCUGUUACAACACACUAGUGGUGGAUCUCGAUGUCACCCAGGAUCCGGCCUGCACUUCCCUUGCUAUCUCUAAGGUUUUGGGCAUUGCCAUUGUGGGCGCAAGCGCGAUUGUGAAGGUGCCCCAGAUCUUGAAGCUGAUCGGCUCCCGCUCGUCGGCCGGCGUGUCGUUUGUGUCGUACGCUCUCGAGACUGCCAGCCUGUUGAUCACGCUGUCCUACAGCGUGCGCAACCAGUUCCCGUUCAGCACCUAUGGCGAAUCGGCCCUGAUUGCAGUUCAAGAUGUUGUGGUGGGCGUUCUGGUGUUGACCUUCGCCGGUCGUUCGGCCGGUGCGGUGGCGUUCAUUGCCGUCGUCGCGGCCAGCGUGUAUGCACUGCUUGUGGAUAAUACCCUGGUGGAUGCGCAGACCAUGUCGUAUCUGCAAGCUGGUGCUGGAGCCCUGAGUGUGGCUAGCAAGGCGCCUCAGAUCUACACGAUUUGGCGCGAAGGAGGAACUGGACAGCUGAGUGCUUUUGCGGUUUUCAACUACCUCGCCGGCUCUCUUUCUCGCAUCUUCACCACCCUCCAGGAGGUGGACGACCAGCUGAUCUUGUACGGAUUCUGCGCCGGGUUCAGCUUGAACUUGAUCCUUGCCUUCCAGAUGCUGUGGUACUGGAAGACCCCGACCAAGCCGAAGAAACAGGCCACCAAGCCCAAGGCCCAAUCCAAGCCUGUCGAGAAGGCCACUCCGGUGACUCCUGCCGCGCGCAGCUCGGGAGCAUCCCCGUCCCCGAAGCCCUCUGGCAAGACACCGACCACGCGCCGACGGGGUUGAGCGUGUUUUCCAUACUUCUUUCUCCAGGAACUAGUUAAUGCAAUAAUAAUUCCCGUUC